AUGCUCCUCCGGGCGGCGGCCGCCGCCGCCCACCGCCUCCGCUUCAUUUCCCCGGCCCGCCGCAUAUCUUCCUUGAAGGUCCCGUGGCGCCGGGACGCGGUCCUGGACGCGUCCAUCGACCGCGACCGACGCUUCCACCAAGCGUCCCGCCUCGUCCGCGAGGUGCUCCUCUCCCCCGGCCGCCGCCUCCUCCUCCGCUACCUUUCCAAGCGCCGCCAGCGCAUCCGCCUCCCGGUCCACGUCGCAACCUUCCUCCGCCGGUACCCCACGCUCCUCUCCGUUUCCCCUCCCCCCGACCCCGUCGCCUCCCCGUCCCCGCAGCUCGCCUCCUUCCUCGAAUUCGCAUCCCGCCUCCAGGCCGCCCACUCCCCGCUCCUCGCCGCCAGGCUCGCCAAGCUCCUCAUGAUGUCCUCCACGCGCGCGCUGCCGGUCGCAAAGAUUGCUGCUGCCAAGCGCGUCUUCGGCCUCCCGGACGACUUCUUGGUCUCGCUGGUCCCGAGGCACCCCGAUCUCUUCCGCCUCGUCGGCGACCCAGGGCCGGACGCGUCCGGCGACGCGUUCCUGGAGCUCGCCUCCUGGGACGACCGACUCGCGAAGUCCGCGAUUGAAUUGAGGGCGGACAGGGAGGCCGAUGUUGUUGGCAUACGGCCGAGGCCCAACUUUACAGUCAAAUUGCCAAAGGGGUUCUACCUCAAGAAGGAGAUGAGGGAGUGGGUGAGGGAUUGGCUUGAGCUGCCGUAUGUGUCACCAUAUGCCAACACUUUCGGGCUUCACCCGGCAUCACCAGAGGCAGAGAAGAGGUUGAUUGGUGUUUUACAUGAGGUAUUGUCCUUGUCAGUUGAAAGGAGGAUGGCGGUGCCAAUCAUAGGGAAGUUCUGUGAUGAGUUUAGGCUAUCGAAUGCGUUCUCUAACGCGUUCACGAGACACCCGGGGAUAUUCUAUGUUUCAUUGAAGGGUGGCAUUAAGACGGUGAUAUUGAGGGAGGCGUAUGACGAAAAUGGAGAGCUUGUGGAUAGGGAUCCUAUGAUUGAGCUGAAGGAGAGGUUCGUGGCAAUCAUGGAUGAGGGCCAUAAGAAGUAUUUGGAGGAGUUGAGGAGGAGGAAUGAGAUGCUGCAGAAAGAGAGGGCAAAUGCAAUUCACAGGGGUGCCAAAGUUGACACAAAUAUUGAGGAAAGAGAUAUGGAGGGGUCAGAGGAAGAUGAAGUAUAUGAUUAUGCACAAGUAGAAUCAGAAGGAAGAGAGCCAUUGUGA
Messenger RNA from Triticum turgidum subsp. durum (durum wheat), 1251 nucleotides. The record is from the annotation of a GenBank genome assembly. NCBI's taxonomy places the organism in Eukaryota, Viridiplantae, Streptophyta, Magnoliopsida, Poales, Poaceae.